UGGUGAAACAAAAAUGGCGAGCAAUAUUAAAGUUAUCCUACAAUUUUGAAAAAUAGAAAACUUAAAAAGCUGCAGAAAUGUACUUAAACUGGAUUUUCUAAACACAAUGUAGGCUACUAGGAUUUUUUCCCCUUCACUGAAAAGCAGCCAAAUGUUUCACAAAUCGCUUCAAUUUUUUUUCUUUUUUGCUUGUUUUUUUACAAUAAAGUCUUCAAAAUGUAGUGAUUUUGGCUGAAACUCCUCCAACCUGGCAACAACAGUAUGAACCAAUUGGCCAAGAUAACAUGACUCGGCAGUCAUGACGGGAGGCGGAGUGAGGAGGGGAGAGUAGAGUUAACGUGAGACAGCGCUGAGUUUUUUUCUCCAACAUAAACUAAUGGCAGACCGUUCGACAGACUUCGGCUCCAGUCGUGCAUUUCCGUCUGGGCGGGACAAAUGUUUAGUCAGCUGAGCUGAUUUUCGCUGGAAAUUACGACAGACGCCAAACUUAAGAAAUCUGUUGAUUCGUUUUUUGAAAAAGUUGACAAACUAUAAAUCCGAAAAGUGUUGAACAUUCGUGACUGCAGAACACGUUUCGGUGCGGCAGACUGACCGUGCCCCACAGGAGGACACAUGGAUGGCGAAACAGACAGUGAUGGCCCCAGAGAAAACCAAAAAGACAUUACCAUGGAGGUGGAGAACCUUUUGGUUGAAGCUAAGAAUUCUGGCACAAAGGGACUUCAGGAGAAACUGGAUGACUCCAAGAAACAACACAAUGGCAUAUUGAGCGGUAGAACAGACGCUGAACUGCAGUGGUCAGACUCCUCUGGUUCUCUCUCUGCUCAUGCAGUGUACGUGUUUUCAGAUGAAUGGACAAUGAGACGGGAGGAAGAGAUGAAUACUACCUCCCUGCUGGAAAAUUGGGCGUGUCCUGAUAGAGAAGGUCACCGUGAUCCAGCUGAAAGUCUGUCCAUGCCCCUAGUUUUGAGCAGGUCGGAUCUUUCUGAUCUCUAUACCCAGGCUGGCCUUGCGGUACCAAACCUGUCCAGCAAGCCCAGCAGUCCCAUUGCUUCUUCACGCUUUGUGACCAGUCCAACAACGGACGCCCUCAAGUUUGCGUCCAGACGUUCAAGCGGAGAUCCUGUCUCUGCUGCCGCUCACCUGCACCUCCUGGGGGAAUCCCUGUCUUUGAUUGGGCAACAUCUGCAGGAAACAAAUAAAAUGGUGUGUUUGUCCAGUUCCUUCUCUUUACUUUUGGAUUCCAUGCUUUGUGCCCUGGCUCCACUGAUGAGCCUCACCUCUCAAAUACCCGAGCUGUCGGGCUGCACAGACUGCACACUGGCAUCCUCUCUGGAAAAUUUUGCUUAUUUGAUGCCUGGACUAUAAGUCAUGAAAGAAAACUAUAUUUGAUUUGCAUCUUUUUGCCAAUUCAUUUUUGCAAGUAUCGCAAUAAACUUUACAUACGCAUGUC
Molecule: messenger RNA, 1450 nt
Organism: Oryzias melastigma (Indian medaka)
Lineage: Eukaryota; Metazoa; Chordata; Actinopteri; Beloniformes; Adrianichthyidae
Product: HMG domain-containing protein 4
Exons: 7
Coding region: 613-1365 (250 amino acids)
Source: RefSeq, a predicted model, not a curated record